UCAGAUCGUCUGGAAAAAUAAAGUCUCAGACAGUUGAGGUUGACGAUUGCUUCAUCUUGUUUGUUUAUAGGCGCUGGCUCGGUGACGACUGCGUGAGCGAGUCGACCUCAAAGCGCGAGCGUAAGCGCUCGAGAGAGCAGGAGAAGUGUCCGGGCAAACGUGGAGUCGGUCCGCGGUCAUGGCGUCUCUUGCUGCCCCGGGAGCCGCCUCUAGUCCCAUGGUUAUUCUCGCUCCGAAGACGAAAACUAAGAAGAAGCACUUUGUGCAGCAGAAGGUGAAGGUGUUCCGGGCCAGUGACCCGGUUAUCAGCGUCUUCAUGUGGGGUGUCAAUCACUCAAUCAAUGAUCUAAACCAGGUUCCAGUUCCUGUCAUGUUGCUCCCAGAUGAUUUCAAAGCAAACACCAAGAUCAAAGUGAACAACCAUCUCUUCAACAAAGAAAAUCUUCCGGGACAUUUCAAGUUUAAAGAAUAUUGCCCUCAGGUCUUCCGAAAUCUUAGAGAACGCUUUGGCAUUGAAGAUCUGGACUACCAGGUGUCUUUGACCCGCAGCCCACCGACCCGAUGCACGGACGACUCCGGGGAGGGAAUCCUCCUCAACUCUUAUGACCGCACUCUUGUCAUCAAACAGAUUUCCAGUGAGGAUGUGGCUGACAUGCACAACAUCUUGUCCGAGUAUCACCAACACAUUGUCAAGUGCCAUGGCAGCACCCUCUUGCCCCAGUUCCUCGGGAUGUACCGGGUCAGUGUGGACAGUGAGGAAGCUUAUCUCAUUGUCAUGCGGAACAUGUUCAGCCACAGACUCGUGGUCCACAGGAAGUAUGACCUGAAGGGUUCCCUGGUGGCACGAGAAGCAAGUGAUAAAGAAAGGGUGAAAGAGCUUCCUACCUUCAAAGACGUGGACUUCAGGAACAACAUGCAGAAGGUUUACGUCACCGAGGAGCAGAAGGAGAAGUUCAUGGAAAAACUCAAUAAAGAUGUGGAGUUUCUAGUGAAGCUGAAGAUCAUGGACUACAGUCUGCUGCUGGGCAUCCAUGACACCGGCAGAGCUGAGCGGGAGGAAGACGACGGCGAGAAGGUGGAAAAUGAAGAGGAGCAGGAGGCAGAGAACGGCCUGGCCCCCGGCAACACGGUGGGCUCUUACGGCACGUCGCCUGAAGGCAUCGCUGGAUACAUGUCGUCCUGCAAGCCUCUGGGCCCCGGGGAGUUCGACCCCUACGUGGAUGUCUACGCCGUCAGCAGCUGCCCAGGAGCUCCUCAGAGGGAGGUCUACUUCAUGGGCCUGAUCGAUGUCCUGACUCAGUACGACACAAAGAAAAAGGCGGCUCACGCGGCGAAGACAGUCAAGCAUGGGGCGGGCGCUGAAAUCUCCACCGUGCACCCGGAGCAGUACGCCAAGCGCUUCCGGGAUUUCAUCUCCAACAUCUUCGCCUGAAGCUCCUGCUGCAGGGCCACGGCGCGGAGAAGACCAAAUGUCGUGUGUGUGCACACCUUUUAAACCUUCAUGUUCUAGCAGCCUAUUUAUUGAAAGAAUCCAAGUAUUUCCUCCUUCUCAACGACAGGAGCUGGGUGAUGUUGAGUAUGUGACGUACAUUCCAUUGUGAUUUGAAGCCCGUGUGUCUGCUUCCUGCCCUGAGCUCAGCCGCGUGUGUCUGCUCACCGUGCCAGAGGGAAGAGCAGCGGAAGCGUUUCACAACAGGGCAGACGCCUGUGUGGUAACAGCAGCCUUGGCUUGUGCAAGGGCUCGCCGCCCAUACUUUUAGUGGAAAGUAGAGAGGGUGUUUUCACAGGUACUUGAGGGUGGAGCAGGCUUGGGCGUGAGUGAGGGGUGGGUGACGGGGAUAGUUUAAGAACCUUCUAAAUAAUAAAUGAUUUCUGUCUUUACAUCUCUCUGGUCUGUAUGUAGCAGCAGGGUGUUGAGCGUAGCCGUUUCCAUCAGGUCCCACUGGCCUGAUCUCACUUACUUUAGGAGAACCACCAGGCUCAUGCCGUUCCUCAGCAACGCACACCAUUCUGCAGAGAAGAGAGUAGAAUAUAUGUGUUCUAGUGCCGCGUUUGUUGUCCAGGACUGACCGUUUUCAUUUGAUGUGAUUUUGUGCGUGGAACUGCAGCCACUGUGACAUGAUCCUCCACAGAGCAGCUCAGUCUUACGCUCAGCUCAUCUCGCCACAUCCUCCUGUUGUAUUUUUGCAAAUCACCUUUUGGAAUGAAAUAUAUUUUACAAAGAACAUGAAUCCCAUGUUUUCUUCUUUGUCCAUUGCU
Molecule: messenger RNA, 2259 nt
Organism: Synchiropus splendidus (mandarinfish)
Lineage: Eukaryota; Metazoa; Chordata; Actinopteri; Syngnathiformes; Callionymidae
Gene: pip4k2ca
Product: phosphatidylinositol-5-phosphate 4-kinase, type II, gamma a
Exons: 10
Coding region: 179-1432 (417 amino acids)
Biological process (GO): phosphatidylinositol metabolic process
Molecular function (GO): phosphatidylinositol kinase activity
Source: RefSeq, a predicted model, not a curated record